CUCGCAGAUGAUAAUGUUUGUCCUGCUUUAAUACAAAGUUGCUGUGAAGGUUUGGGUUAAAAAUCGUGGAGGACAGUCUGCGUCAGAAGAGGCUCUCUUCAUCUCUGGUUGGUGUGGCAACCCCAAUCUGUCCUCGAUGCCUUCAGCCUUGGCCAUCUUCACUUGCCGCCCGAACUCUCAUCCGUUUCAGGAGCGUCAUGUCUACCUGGACGAGCCCGUCAAGAUUGGCCGCUCAGUGGCUCGCUGUCGGCCAGCUCAGAACAACGCAACUUUUGACUGUAAGGUGCUGUCCAGGAACCAUGCUCUUGUCUGGUUUGAUCACAAGACAGGCAAGUUCUACCUUCAAGACACUAAAAGUAGUAAUGGUACCUUUAUUAAUAGUCAGAGACUGAGUAGAGGAUCUGAGGAAAGCCCACCAUGUGAAAUUAUGUCAGGUGACAUCAUCCAGUUUGGUGUAGAUGUGACAGAGAACACGCGGAAAGUUACCCAUGGAUGUAUAGUCUCCACAAUCAAACUGUUUCUUCCAGAUGGAAUGGAAGCUCGAUUGCGAUCAGAUGUUAUCCAUGCUCCAUUACCAAGUCCUGUUGACAAGGUUGCUGCUAACACUCCCAGUAUGUAUUCUCAGGAAUUGUUUCAGCUUUCACAGUAUCUACAGGAAGCCUUACAUCGGGAACAAAUGUUGGAACAGAAGCUGGCAACCCUUCAGCGACUACUUGCUGUCACGCAAGAGGCUUCAGAUACUAGUUGGCAGGCUUUAAUAGAUGAGGACAGGCUGCUAUCAAGAUUAGAGGUUAUGGGAAAUCAAUUACAAGCAUGUUCAAAGAACCAAACAGAAGACAGUAUACGAAAAGAGCUUAUAGCAUUACAAGAAGACAAACACAACUAUGAGACAACAGCCAAAGAGUCCCUGAGGCGGGUCCUUCAGGAGAAAAUCGAAGUGGUCAGAAAACUGUCUGAAGUGGAGCGGAGUUUAAGCAAUACAGAAGACGAAUGUACUCACCUGAAAGAAAUGAAUGAGCGGACUCAGGAAGAAUUAAGAGAACUAGCUAAUAAGUACAAUGGAGCUGUAAACGAAAUUAAAGAUCUUUCUGACAAAUUAAAGGUAGCAGAAGGAAGGCAAGAAGAAAUCCAACAGAAAGGACUGGCUGAGAAAAAAGAAUUGCAGCAUAAAAUAGAUGAAAUGGAAGAGAGAGAGCAAGAGCUUCAGGCAAAAAUAGAAGCUUUGCAGGCUGAUAAUGACUUCACCAAUGAGCGGCUAACUGCUUUACAAGAGCACUUUCUUUCAAAGAGUGGAGGGGACUGCACUUUUAUUCAUCAGUUCAUAAAAUGUCAGAACAAGAUCAUAGAUGAAGGACAUCUAACCAAAGUGGAAGAAACAAAGCUUUUGAAAGAGAAUCAAGCAAGAGUCAAAGAAUCCGAUUUGUCGGACACUCUUAGUCCAAGCAAGGAGAAAAGCAGCGACGACACUACAGAUGCCCAAAUGGAUGAACAAGAUCUGAAUGAACCUAUUGCUAAAGUAGCUCUUCUAAAAGAUGAAUUGCAGGGUGCACAAUCAGAGACUGAGGCUAAGCAAGAAAUUCAGCAGCUGCACAAGGAGCUGAUUGAAGCCCAAGAGCUAGCUAGGACAAGUAAACAAAAAUGUUUUGAACUUCAAGCGCUAUUGGAAGAAGAGAGAAAAGCAUAUCGAGUGCAAGUUGAAGAAUCUAACAAGCAAAUAAAUGUUCUCCAAGCUCAGUUGCGAAGAUUGCAAGAAGAUAUUGAGAAUCUUCGUGAGGAAAAGGAGAAUGAAAUUUCAAGCACUCGAAAUGAACUAGUUAGUGCUCAGAACGAGAUUCUGUCACUUCAACAAGUAGCAGAAAAGGCAGCAUCAGAACGAGACACAGAUAUUUCUGCAUUGCAAGAUGAGCUGCAAACAGUGCGAGCAGAACUCGAACGGUGGCGGAAAGAUGCCUCAGAUUAUGAAAAAGAAAUUGUCAGUCUGCAAGCCAGUUUUCAGCUCAGAUGUCAGCAGUGUGAGGAUGAGCAGAAGGAAGAGGCUACUCGCUUAAAAGGUGAACUUGAAAAGUUGAAGGCAGAGUGGAGCGCUCUGGAGGCUGAAUGUGUUACACUAAGGAAGGAAAAUACUUUGCUUACGUCUGAGCUUCAGCGACAAGAGAAGGAGCUUUCUAGCUCUCAGAAACAGAGUUUAGCGCUAACCAGCGAUAUAAGUGUUCUUGAAAUGUCUCGAAAGGAACUUGAAAAUCAAAUGGGAUCUUUGAGAGAAAAACAUCAACGGGAUGCAGCUAGUCUAAAAAGCCAACUCAGUGAAGCUGAGAGUCAAGCAAAAGAUGUUCAGAAAGAGUAUGAAAGAACACAGACUGUGCUCUCAGAGCUGAAGGAGAAGUAUGAGAUGGCUGAACAAGAAAAUCAGUCACUCACGGAGGAACUCAAACAAUGUAAAGAAAACCUGAAGCUGCUACAAGAAAAAGGAAACAACAGACAAUGGCCAUGGAUGCCUGUGAUGGCAGCUUUGGUUGCUGUAACAGCCGUGGUGCUGUACCCAGGCCUAACCAGAGCUUCUCCAUGAGAACUGUUGUUGAAUCCAUACACCGUCCUCCCUUUAGAAGCUGGCAACAUUCAUAUACUGAGGGAAAACAGAUUAAUUCUCUUCCUUUUUACCUGUUAAUACAGCACAGCUCUGCGUGAGAACAGCAGUAGGGUCAUUUGCUUUAAACUGUAUAAAAUGUAUCUGUCUAUAAAGAGGGAAUAAAAUUGUGGUUCAUCGUAC
Messenger RNA from Opisthocomus hoazin, 2767 nucleotides. The record is from RefSeq and is a predicted model, not a curated record. NCBI's taxonomy places the organism in Eukaryota, Metazoa, Chordata, Aves, Opisthocomiformes, Opisthocomidae.